Aspergillus japonicus CBS 114.51 is the source of this 4894-nucleotide messenger RNA. RefSeq lists its product as uncharacterized. The transcript is spliced from 5 exons. Gene Ontology annotation, biological process: phosphorylation; phosphorelay signal transduction system. Gene Ontology annotation, molecular function: protein binding; phosphorelay sensor kinase activity. Lineage: Eukaryota; Fungi; Ascomycota; Eurotiomycetes; Eurotiales; Aspergillaceae. Bases 493 to 4668 code for a protein of 1391 amino acids. The record is from RefSeq and is a predicted model, not a curated record.
UCUAGGCGGGCCCGAUGAUGUCACUGGCGAGGGGCCGGUUCUUCAUGCUGCCUUGAUUGCCCACCCAAAAGCUCUGCCCCGUGCGGGUCUCGUUCCCUUCGCUAGUCCCCCAUUCGGGCAUCUCGGUGGCUGUCAUGACGGCAUGUCCGCGACCUCCAUUCAGGGUUCCAUGCUCUUUGAAAUAUAUAGGGUCACGCCCGGCGGCAGUACCUUGAUGCAGCCUCCAGAUGCUUCCCCGCACAACCAGAUCCUGUGGGGAAUGAGCCAAUUGUACAACAGCAAUGCAGCGAUCUCCACGACUUCUCACCACAACUAACUUCCUGUUCAACACUGUUUGCUAGAAAUCAACAUCCAGCCCCUGGAAGGUGAACGCUGUCGGUGUUUUGACCCGUGAUCCAAUCUAACCGCCCGAACCGCUAAGGCGAACAUCUCGCCACCUUCAAUUAUCAACCUCUCUCCAACACUAACUGCCUUCCCUCCCCUUCACUCACCAUGGGCGACCACAAAAAUGCCGCCAAAAUUUCGGGCGAUGAAGAAGGGGCGGAUGCAGAGGAACCAGGACGCCCGAUAAGAUUGACGUACAAUAUCGAAGGAGCCCGCGAACGCGAGAUGCACAUGUUCUACCCUUACUGGGGAAUUCCUCCCGUCAAAAAGCGAUCCGCCAACGCGUCUCGUGAUAACGUCCUCACCGUUUUCGCGCAGCUAGCGACACUUCGGCUAAAAGCCAAGCGAGCCUUGAUCUCCCUCUUCGAUCGAACCACCCAAUACGUAGUAGCCGAGGCAACGCCGCGCUACGACCUCCGCAGGCACCAUAAUCACCAGCAGGACUCGAACGCGAAGGCAAAAUCUGGAAAUCUAUGGCUUGGUGUGUGUCAGAUGUCUCGGGAAUACAUGAAGAUGUGCGAUCAUGCGAUGAAGGCCGCCGUGGAGGACCCUGAGGCCCUUUUCAUGGUGCGCGACUUAUCCAAAGACCCCCGCUUUCACGACCAUCCGUCCGUGGUCGGACAUCCGCAUAACCGCUUCUACGUCUCGGUACCGAUCGUCUCCCCUGGAAAGCAUGUGAUUGGAAAUCUGGUGGUUAUCGAUGACAAACCUCGGGAUGGACUCACCGAAGAAGAAAUCGUCUGCGUACGAGACUUGGCAUUGACCGUGAUCGACCACCUGCAAUCCCAGCGAGCCAUGCGUGAGGAGUAUCGGGAAGAGAAGAUGGUAAAGGCCCUGGCUUUGUUUGUCAAUGGCAAGUCGGACCUUGGGGAAUGGAGCCAAAAUCAGGAUGGUCGGCCAAUAAAGAAGGCGGGGGGGGCCUUGGUGGACAUGUCGGAGGUUAAGAAUCGUCUCGAUGACCUCAAGGUUACUGACUCGGAGGAUGACUCUGGUCAACAGGAAGGGUCGGAGAAAUCGCAAAGCGAGACAGAGCCGCCGUCUGAUGAGCAAGAACCGCAACAAAAUGGGUCGGAAGAACGGCAAGAUAUCUUGGACGAAGAGCAAGAUCAACCGGAACAGCAAUAUCGAUCGGAGCUACAGCAAUGUGGGAUUAGCUCAAAGUCAUUUGAGUAUCAAGAUGACACUCCUAUAUCUCCUAAGGGUACAUGGAGCCCAUCCUCAGACAUCAGCCCAUCCCGAGACAGCGGUGUCAAUUCAGAGAAGAGUCCUACUUUGAACGGCAAUACUUCAGACAAGAGUAACUCUUCGAAAAGGAACUCUGGAUCCCCAGGAGAGCAGGGGUAUCCUUCUCAGUCUGCCGAAGCCAAUGGGGAUAAUUCCAAGCCUUUCGACGACAACAACAAUACUCACACCGCCCCCAAGGAAAAAGGCUAUACAUUCCAACCGUCCACUAGCGAGCGCCAGGACGAUGACACUACGCCUUCUUACAAUGCAAAGCGUGGCCGUAGCCCGGAUUCAACCGUACAUAGGUUUGGAAAGGUGGGAGACAAGCCGACCAAGAGCCCGGUAGGCUCACAUGCGCAGGGACGACCAACUCGUCCGAAGCUUUCCCCUACGACAAGUCGUCUACAAGAAUCGCUGGUUCCGUCUAAUGUGCGAACGAUCCUCAGCCGUGCUUCAAAUCUAAUCCAUCAGGCCCUCGAUGUCGAAGGAACAAUGUUUCUUGAUGCGUCAGUGUAUGCGAGACGGCAGAUGAUGGGCUCAACUAGCGACUUGCACGAGGAUCGCAACCCCAGCUCUCGGAAGGUUUCGGGCGACAGCCAAGUGACCGCCGGGAAAAAACCGGCCAAGGAUCAGAAUCUUGGCUCCGCCACCCUGGUGCUCGGCCACUCGACGAACGCUGGUCUCACCCAGGACCACGAGCCGAGUGAUCGACACUACGUCUCACUCUCGAGCGAACUGGUGAGUCGCAUCAUCGACCGCUAUUCGCGCGGAAAGAUCUUCCAUAUCGAUGCGGACGGCACAAUCACAAUGAGCUAUGAGGGCACUGCGCUCAGCUCGGAACUGGAGACCCAUAUUCGCGGAGAGGAUGCAGGCCUGGAAGGGAAGCAACCCCACGAUGCGAUGAUCCAGGAAGAAAACCGGGAUAUCAGGGACCUCAUCAAAGUCAUGCCCGGUGCCCGGUGCAUCGCGAUUUUCCCUCUGUGGGACUUCCAGCGCAACCGAUGGUUCGCAGUCAAUGUGGUGUGGACGAGAGAUCCGGGCCGAGUGUUGUCGGAGCCGAAGGACUUGACGUACAUGGCGGCCUUCAGCAACAGCGUGAUGGCAGAGAUCUCGCGGCUGAAUUUGCAGGCGGCCGAUCGCGCGAAGGCUGACUUUAUCUCGUCGAUCUCGCACGAGUUACGCUCACCGCUGCACGGCAUCCUGGGUACAUUGGAACUGCUGAACGACACGGCGACGAGUGUCACCCAACGACCUUUGUUGGAGACCGUCUCUAGCUGCGGCAAAACCUUGCUUGACACCCUGAACAACCUGCUAGAUUACGGCAAGAUGAAUGCGCUGAACGACCCCCAGGGAUCGCAGAAGCAGAAUGAGUCAAAGAAUGAGGAAGAACGCCGUACCAGCAAAUCCCAGGGCCCGCCGGAGCAGGAAGAGGACCUGAGCCUGAUUGUGCAGGAAGUAGUCGAAGGCUUGGUCGCGGGCCAGGACUUUUUCUGGAGAACCACCGAGACGAAACCCGAGAAAGAGAGAAAAGCGAAGGAGAAGAAGCCUAGAGGGAAUCUCAAGGAUGUUAUCACUAUUGUCGACAUCAAGUGGCAGGAAAGCUGGCUUUGCAAGGUCAACCCGGGCGCCUGGCGCCGAGUCAUCAUGAACCUCUUUGGCAACGCAUUGAAGUAUACUGAGAAGGGUUGUAUCCGACUGCGCAUGGAGAACGAUAGCAUGCUCCUCGAAAAUGAGAAAGUCCCUGCCGUCCGGAUCGUCAUCACGGACUCGGGUCGCGGGAUGUCCGAAGACUAUAUUCUGCAUCACCUGUACACGGCAUUCGUCCAAGAGGACACCAUGUCCCCUGGGCUAGGCGUGGGUGUGCACAUUGUGAACCAGAUCGUCAAAUCAAUGUCCGGUCAGAUCGAGUUUAACAGCGAGCUUGGUGUCGGAACCGAAGUUAGUCUGCUAAUUCCGGUAACCAUGAUCACCGACAAACCAGAGACAUCGUUGGCGUCGUCGAGGUACCGGACCCUUAAGAAGAGAUUGCAAGGCCGCACUGUCGCACUGUUCACGAAUACUUUCCGCGCCAACGACCUGAAAGUGAAACCAGAGUUUGUGGAUAACAUCGUGGCCAACCUUCGUAAAAUGAUCAGCGACUGGUUUGGCUUGCGGGUGUUGACGGUGGGAGAGCUAGAAGGACAACCGGCAGAUAUCAACAUCAUCACCCAGGAUGAGUACAGUCGGAACUACAGCCCCGAGGGUACUGGGCCUGGCGGACUCUCCCCUUCAGUCUCAGCCAGCGUAGGGUUCCCGCUGAUUGUGCUGAGCGCGAACGCUACUAAGGCUGCUGAUCUCCGGAGCGACCGGGACGAUGUUGUAUUUUUCUACCAACCUGUGAGCCCCAAGAGUCUGGCCACUGCGUUCGAGACGUGCCUCGAUAUCAAGGAACGUUCCGGAGAUAACACUCCUGCACGAAUUCAGUCAACACCAUCCACUCCUGACGCUCAGAUCCAGUUGCCAGAGCCUGCAAUGAAUGGCUUCCGGCCUCAGCAUGCCGACACUCGAAAAUCGGAUGACAAGCAAAUGGCAUCUCCACGAGACAGUCAGAUGGUUGAUGGCGUGGAUGGCGUGGAUGGCGUGGACGAUCCAGCGACUGAGCGACGGCAGCCAAACUCUGGGUCUGGACCCCGCAGAGUCCUUCUCGUGGAAGACAACGCUAUCAAUCUCCAGCUCCUCGAAAUGGCGGUGAGAAAGUCGAAACUCCAAUACCAUUCGGUGUCCAACGGGCUUGAAGCAACUGACGCUUUUCGACGCUUGGCAUUUGAUGCUGUCGUGAUGGACAUCUCGAUGCCGGUCAUGAAUGGGCUCGAGGCCACCCGGAAGAUCCGGCAGUGGGAGCGAGCUCAGCACUUGGAGCCCACGGUCAUUAUCAUCCUCACGGCGGGAGUGUCGCCGGACAUCCAGCAGGAGGCGCGAGCCAGCGGCGUCAAUUUGUUCUUGAUGAAACCGAUCUCGAUCGCCAAGUUGCAGAAGGUUCUGCGCGACAUGCCUGACGCGAAGAAGGGGGCAUCCUUCUAAAGAGUCGAGGUGUUUCUGGACUGGAGUUGGGGGCAGCGCGGGGCGUUAUUGGUCUUUGUGUGGUUGGAAUGCAUGGCAUGCAUGGGAUAUGAAUUACCAUACUACGAGUACACGAUUUUGAUGUAUCAGCGACGACGAUAGGAUAGACGAUACCUACAGGAUUUAGUUUUCUAGCAUUGGCUUGUGGAUAUUCAGAUGGAUGGAAUAUAAUGAUGAUUGACUUACA